AUGAUUCUGUCUGGCUGUCCGAUUCUCGAGUUCUUGAAACUGGAUUACUGUGAUGAUGAUCUGCGGGUUCUUGAUCUCAGAAAUUCGCUGCGUCUGAGGACACUCGAAGUAAUACGCCCAUUCUUCAGUGGUCAUCCGAGUCAAGUGCAGAUUGUUGCACCACAUGUCCGUUGUCUCAAACUGGAAAACUCUCUGUCACUAUGCACUUUAGUCGAUCUCUCCUCUUUAGCCGAAGCUAAACUGUACAAUUCCUCUCACAGACUUCAAAGUAACAUUCAUGAUCCUCUUGGAGUCACGGUGCAAAAGAUGGCAGAAAUGUUUGAAAAGUUGAAGAACGUAGAGAAGCUUACUUUUGGGAGUAAUUUUCUUAAGAAUUUGUCUCUUCCCGAGCUUCGUAGUGUGCCUUUUCCGAUGUUCAAGAUCAAAGCUUUGACUCUUGAGACACUGUUUGCUGAGGAUGGCUAUGUUAUUCCUGCUGCUAUUGAGAAACUGUUACAACACUCACCUGAUUUAAAGAAGCUAACACUAAACACAAGAACUCCCAACACCAACCCGAUUCUUUGGAGGAAGUCCCGUUGGGAAGCAGAGUUAAAACACAUGGCUACAAGCAUAGAACUUCUGGUUUUAAGUUUUAAAUAUGACACAGAAUUCAAUUUGAGAUACAAGAGUGGUAUGGCUUACUAUUGUGUAUUUGACAUCCCCUUGUAUUCUGUGUUCUUUACGAAAUGA
Molecule: messenger RNA, 729 nt
Organism: Microthlaspi erraticum
Lineage: Eukaryota; Viridiplantae; Streptophyta; Magnoliopsida; Brassicales; Brassicaceae
Source: the annotation of a GenBank genome assembly